Xenia sp. Carnegie-2017 is the source of this 819-nucleotide messenger RNA. RefSeq lists its product as uncharacterized. Lineage: Eukaryota; Metazoa; Cnidaria; Anthozoa; Malacalcyonacea; Xeniidae. The coding region runs from base 1 to 819 and encodes 272 amino acids. The record is from RefSeq and is a predicted model, not a curated record. The transcript has a single exon.
AUGGCAACAUCACUGGAAGUGCUUAACAAACAAAUUUAUUGGGCUGCUGAAAGCUACUCUAAAUAUAACAAUUUUCAACUACAACAAGGCAAGAAGUUCGCAGCAAAAGUUGGCGUUAAACAAGAUGAUAAAAUUUUAGAUAUGGGCUGCGGAACGGGAGAGCUGACCUUGUGUAUCGGAGAGAUUGUUGGAGAAAAAGGUCGAGUGGUUGGUGUUGAUCCGGACAUAGAAAGAAUUCACUACGCCAUUCAACACAAUUAUAAAGUGCAUAAAAAUAUAUCAUUUCAAAAUGGUGACAGUUCAAGUGAAUUUGUACAGCGAAACAAAUCCUUCUACGAUAUCCAUUUCAGCAAUUUUUCCUUUCAAUGGCUUACAUUAGAUGAAAAGAAAAUGUUUUUGCAAACGGCUUUCGAAUGUCUGAAACCAAACGGGACAAUAGCUCUCCAGAGUCACGAAGCCUAUCCGGAAAUAGCUCUCUAUGUGGAAAGCCUAAUCUCAAAGAGACAGAACGCUUUGAAGAAUAUUAAUGAUAAGAAACCGAUUCAAUUUUUUAUGUCCAAAGCUGAAACAACAUCCCUUAUUGAGGAAAUGGGCUUUGAAAUCAUUUCAAGUGAUUAUGAUAUUGCAAAACAACGAUAUGAAACACUAGACGAUUUCCUUAACUUUUUUAGUGCCUCUGAUUAUCAUGACACGAACAUGAUUUCCAGCAGCGAAAGAAAAGAGUUGAUGGCACGUUUCGGCAACGAAGAUUGCAGUGUGGAUUUGGUGGACGAUACAAUAUACCAUAUUAUUGCAAGAAAAAAGUACAGAAGAGGUUAA